AUGGAUUGGGGUACUGCGGCAGAUAGCCUCACAGCGAUUGACCCCAUUUGGGCACAACUGUUCAACUUUUAUAUUGCAUUCAUAAGUUUCGCAGUAUUAAAUGUGAUGACCGGCGUAUUUUGCAACUCAGCCAUAAAGGCUGCCGAGCGUGACCACGAGAUGGUCAUCCAUUCGCUAUUGCAGAGCCGGAAAGAAUUCAAAGACUUGGUGUCGAAUCUUUUCCAAAAGAUAGACGACCUGGGUCUUGGGAUGAUCACAAUUUCUGAGUUCGAGCGGCAUUUCAACGACGAUUCGGUGCGGGCCUUCUUUGAGUCGCUGGAAAUGGGGGCUGUCGACGCGUGGACGUUGUUCGCAAGCUUGGAUGCCGACGGCGACAAUGUCAUCAGCUUAAACGAUUUUACCGAGCGAUGCAUUCAGCUUCAUGGUCCUGCAAGAUCAGUCGAUCUGUAUGCGUUGACACAGCAGAAC
Messenger RNA from Symbiodinium necroappetens, 468 nucleotides. NCBI's taxonomy places the organism in Eukaryota, Dinophyceae, Suessiales, Symbiodiniaceae. The record is from the annotation of a GenBank genome assembly.